Molecule: messenger RNA, 3402 nt
Organism: Peromyscus eremicus (cactus mouse)
Lineage: Eukaryota; Metazoa; Chordata; Mammalia; Rodentia; Cricetidae
Gene: Rassf6
Product: Ras association domain family member 6
Exons: 11
Coding region: 113-1126 (337 amino acids)
Biological process (GO): signal transduction
Source: RefSeq, a predicted model, not a curated record
CAGCGAGGGACGCUCGCCACCUCCGGCUCCGCGCUGCUCGAUCGCAAGAGUCUCCUCUGCCCGGCGUGAUCAUAGCAGGGCAUCCUCGGAUCAUCUUGGGAAGGGGGAAAGGAUGACAAUGAUGGAUCACCAGUACCCUUCUUGGAUCUUUGUCAAUGAGAGGACAUUCAUAACCAGGGAACAACUUAAUUCUUUACUGGAGGCUUAUAAUGUUUUCUAUGAAAACCAGAAAAAUCUGCAUAUUUUGUAUGGACAGACCGAAGACGGACAACUGAUUGUUGAAGGAAUGCUGGAUAUUUUCUGGGGAGUAAAACGACCCAUACAGCUCAAAAUACAAGAUGAGAAGCAAAUCUCUUCUUUUGAUCUGUUGAAGUCAUCGGAAACAUUUUCCAGCAAAGGGCGGAUGACUCGCUGGGGAGAGUUUGAUGACCUUUAUCGUAUCAGUGAGCUGGACAGGAGCCAAGUUCUGCUGUCUGAAGGAAGGCAUUCCCCAGAAGACUAUUUAUCUUAUCACAGCACCCUGAAGCCGUAUGCAGACGAAGAGCCAGCAUCCCCGUUGCUCUAUAGGACCAUGAGUGAAGCAGCCUUGGUGAGAAAAAAGAUGAAGCCUCCAUCGAUGUACAGAAAAGACAGACGCAGCCACAGAGCCUCUAUCAACGGACACUUCUAUGACCAUGAGACAUCUAUUUUCACCCCAACCUUUGGAUCAGAAACCAAAGUCAGAACAAAUAGUAACAUGAGAACUGAAGAAGUAAUAAAGCAACUUCUCCAAAAAUUUAAGAUUGAGAAUAGCCCUCGGGAUUUUGCUCUUUACAUUAUUUUUGGAACAGGAGAGCAGAGAAAACUAAAGAAGACUGAUGUCCCGCUGCUGCAGAGGCUUCUACAAGGACCAUCCAAAAGCAACGCUCGGAUCUUCCUCAUGGAUAAAGACACAGAAGAAAUUAGCAGUGAUGUGGCGCAGUACAUUAAUUUUCACUUUUCUUUCUUGGAAUCCAUUCUUCAAAGAUUAGAUGAGGAAGAGAAAAGGGAGACUGAAAGGAUAAUGGCGAAAUUCAAUACCGAAAGGGCCUUUAUACUGAAGUGUCUUCAGAGUAAACAGGCAGCGAAAACAGAGACCACCGUCUAGAAGCACUCACAGCACCUACUGCUAGCCUGCAUGCCUCACAGAGCUGGAGAGGGUACUGUCAAAGGAAUGGACAGUCGGCCUCUGCAUUCUGGUGUGAAUGACCUUGAAGCCGUGGAAAACUGAAUGCCAAGCAGCCUGCUUCCUCUUUGAAAUGACGAGGUUGGCUGCAGUUCGGAGUUGGACUGAGGCAAAAUUGGACUUCAUUUUCAGUAACUGAAGGAAGCCUGGAUACUGUGUAUUCCAAAUGUCAUUUAUAGCAAAUUCCUUAGUGAACUCAGAUUUAAGUGGCCUCUGCUGAUAUCAUGCGGUUUAAACUUGUUUUUAUCUUGCACUCUGAAAAAAACUGAGACAUUUGCUGACUCAUAAAUGAUUGGAAGUAAACACUUCACUUCUUGAUGUCAAUGGGACACACAUUCUCAAGCCAUCAAGGACCUGAAAUGGCCAUGUUUUACAGCUGUGUAAACAAUUGAGCAUUUUCAUAAAAUUUAGAAAUAUCUCUGCAAGGAUUAAUGAUUUUUAACUCUGUAGUAUCAGAGCCAUCUGUCCUUUGGGAAUAAAAUUAUUUUGGACUCUGUAAAGAAACCUAAACUCAAGGCUGGAGAGAAGGCUAAGUGGGUAAGAGCACUGACUACUCUUCCAGAAGACCUGGGUUCAGUUCCCCAGCACCCAUGUGGUGACUCACAGCCAUCUACAACUCCAGUCCUAGAGGACCUGACACCCACCUCUGUGGGCACUGCACACACAUGGUGCACAGACAUACAGGCAAGCAAAACAUCCAUAACACAUACAAAUAAAUAAAAAAUAAAAACCUAAACCCCGAUUUUUCUCAACUUGGGCCCUUCAUUUUGCCCUCCCCCACCACACACACACACACACACACACACAUCUAUUCUAGUGAUAACUUCCAAGCUGGCUUUAAGUGUCUUAAAAGUUGGUUGUAUUCAUUUUCUUUAUCUUUGCAAACAAAUAUAUCACACACAUAGAAUGUACUAUAUUAGGUAGAACAAGAUUUGACUGCAAAUACCUAGUUGUUGCUGGUGAUUGGUGUGGAUAAAGCCAAGCUUCUGUAGCUGAACCAGGAGGGGCAUCACAGCAUCCCUGCUGUUGCGUGUGACACUUUCGAGGUACUCACAGGUCUGCUAAUCCCACUUGGAAAAAAAAUAUUAUGGAAUUUUGUUUGUAAACUCUUUAGCAGUGUGGAGUUUUAAUCAAUAUUCUUCUAGCCCCAAAAUACUUCCAUUUGAAUUCUUUAUUUUAAAUUGGUCAAUCAUGGUACCUGUACUAAGGUAAGGUUGUAUUUUCAAUAUUAAAUUGUGAAACAGAUGUAAUAGUGAGUUAUUCAUUCUCAGCAUCCCCAGAAUCUGAACUGGGUGACAGCGUAGGAACACUGUGGCAUUUCUGCCCCAGGAAGUCUCCCUCAUUGAUUGAAACAAAGUCUUGUAUUUCUAAUACUUUGCCCAUCAAUCAAGAAAGGCACAGUUUCAUCUCACUGAAAAUGGAGCAAAAGAUCAUAAUAUAUUUAAAACCCACCCAGGUAUGGUGAUAUAUCCUUGUAAUCCUACCACUCAAGAGUCAAGGCAGGAAGAUUAUUAUAAAUUCAGGCCAGCUUGGACUACAUAGUGAAUUCCAGGCCAACCUGUGUCCCAGAGUAAGGCCAUCUCUCAAAAUGUUUAUACAUAUAUAUGUGUGUGUGUGUGUGUGUGUGUGUGUGUGUGUGUGUGUGUAGUAUACAAAGUGAAUACAAAACUCAGCAAGCCUUGCACAGAAAAAGACAGAUGGUCUGAAAACUCACAGAAAAGAAAAUGCAAGUAACUAUUAAGUGUGUGCAAAGUAUUGCAUCUAACUGUGUUUAUCAAUUCAGGUCAGAAGAGAGAAACUGCAGUAACACGGGCAAAGUUUAGCAUGAAGAAUUAUUAAGCUAUGAUAGGACAGCAACAAUGAAGAUGGGAAGAGAACUCUAAUGGGUGCCCGGCAAAGGGAGCCCCACACAGUGCUGUCUUGAGUAUUUGUGGAGUGAGGAGAAAAUGUAGGCACAAUGAUUUUGACCAAGGAUCCAGCCCGCACUUGGUUCCAGGUUAUGCCACGACUGCCUGAAUCAAAAGCUAGAAAAGCAGGCUAAGUAGACAGAGACAGAGAAAUCUGCACCUACUGGCUGCUAGCGUUGGAGAAACCCCUGGAUGCAGAGUGUCCAAGGAAAAAUCCCGUCUCCAACAGCCUGGGUGGGGGAUAUCAAAGACCUCUGACAGCAAUGUUUUUUCUAGCACGCCCUCUGCUGG